Cladophialophora carrionii CBS 160.54 is the source of this 669-nucleotide messenger RNA. RefSeq lists its product as uncharacterized. The transcript has 3 exons. The record is from RefSeq and is a predicted model, not a curated record. The coding region runs from base 1 to 669 and encodes 222 amino acids. NCBI's taxonomy places the organism in Eukaryota, Fungi, Ascomycota, Eurotiomycetes, Chaetothyriales, Herpotrichiellaceae.
AUGCCUGCUGAUCCAAUCCCUACAAAUGAGGAGUUUGUUGAGGUGGAAGAGAACCUUACGAAGUCCUACAAAUUAUUUAAGAAAGCUGUAGAGACUGGAAGAAGACACAAGAAGAUCGCCAACCGUAUGAAGAAGCGCUGUGUCCGUCUCGGUAAUCCGAAGGUUCCUACAAAGGUCUAUAAAUCCGGCUCCAUCAAGAACAAGGACCAUAACCUCGUUAAGCUCCCAGUCGAAGUUAAGAACAUGAUCUUUAAAGCGCUCCCAACUACAACUGAUCGUGCUUGCCUCGGUCUCACCUGCAAGGAUCAAGCCGCAGUUUACGACCAGCUCAAGACGGAGAAGAACAAGAAAGACUACAUCCAACAUGUUCCGAAACGCGCCACUGACGUCCAUCGCCUCCAGAUGCUCGUCCGUCUCAAGACCGACAUGCCCGCGAAGUACCGCCUCUGUUACUCCUGCCUCAAAUUCAUCGACACCACCCACCGUGACAAUGCGGGCCAAUGGGGAGGAAGUGAAGAGCGAGUCAGUGGUGGUAAGACAACAAAGACUGCGAUGAUCGAAGGUCCCCGCUGCCCGUUGUGCGUUGCCGCCCAAAAGCUCGAAACAGCGAAGUACAAGGAUACUUACAAGAAGUACCUUGCUCUCGCCGAUGAGGUAUCAUUCAAGUAG